Messenger RNA from Glycine soja, 1739 nucleotides. Its product is annotated as mitochondrial inner membrane protein OXA1-like. Gene Ontology annotation, molecular function: membrane insertase activity. Gene Ontology annotation, cellular component: mitochondrial inner membrane. The transcript is spliced from 10 exons. NCBI's taxonomy places the organism in Eukaryota, Viridiplantae, Streptophyta, Magnoliopsida, Fabales, Fabaceae. The record is from RefSeq and is a predicted model, not a curated record. Gene Ontology annotation, biological process: protein insertion into mitochondrial inner membrane from matrix; mitochondrial respiratory chain complex IV assembly. The coding region runs from base 140 to 1432 and encodes 430 amino acids.
UUAAAUAUUGGUGCAAACAGGACAGAGGUUCUGGGUUUUCUCUUCACAUUACAAAGUACAAACACUCUGCAGCAGGAGCGUACGCAUAACUCCCCGCCGUCCGGACAUUUCUUGGUUCCUGAAAUUUCAAAGAAUACCAAUGGCUCACAGGCGUUGCCUCUUGAUAAGAGGGAACCUCAUGAAUCGGAAGUGCCACCCAUCUUUCAGUUAUGUUCUCCAUAGCAAUGAAGGGAAACGUGAAUGCCCUGAUGAAAAGUCAUCUUCAGCUGGCAUUAGUAAUUCUAUCCAAAGAAGGAUGUUUGGGAACUCAGUUGAUGGAUCAAUGCGGUUUGUUUCCUAUUCUGGUCAAAGAAUGCAUUCAAACAGAUUCCUUUCUCCGUACUCUGGAUAUAAUUUCUGUCGACAUAUGUCAACAGUCAAUCAGGGUUCUGAUAAGAUUGACAUAAUGACUGACAUAGCAGAUGUUCUCAAAGACACAACUGUGGAAGCUGUAACUUCUCAGGCUCCCAUCGUUAAAGAAGUUGCAAUUGCUGCUGCUGACUCCGCUUUACCUGUGAAGGCCUUGCAGUACAUUAUAGAUGCUGUGCAUUCCUACACUGGAUUAAACUGGUGGGCAUCCAUAGUUCUAACAACUCUCUUGAUUCGGAGUGCAACAGUUCCACUCUUAAUAAAUCAACUUAAGGCCACUUCUAAGCUUACAAUAAUGAGGCCGCACAUGGAAAAAAUAAAGCAAGAGAUAGAGGAUAAGGCUAUGGAUCCUGUAGCUGUUGCUGAAGGUCAGAAAAGGAUGAAGAAGCUAUUUAAGGAAUAUGGUGCGAGUCCAUUUACUCCAUUGAAGGGACUCUUUAUUCAAGGUCCUGUCUUUAUUAGUUUUUUCCUUGCGAUAAGGAAUAUGGCUGAGAAGAUGCCAUCAUUCAAGCAUGGGGGAGCCUACUGGUUUGUUGAUCUCACAACUCCAGAUUCCUUGUACAUUUUGCCAGUUUUGACUGCUUUGUCAUUCUUAAUAACAGUAGAGUGCAAUAUGCAAGAAGGCUUGGAAGGAAAUCCAGUUGCUGGCACCAUGAAAAAGUUCUCUAGGGGUCUUGCAGUCCUUACAGUUCCUUUCACCAUGGGAUUUCCAAAGGCUAUAUUUUGUUACUGGAUUACAUCAAAUUUGUUUUCACUUGUGUAUGGACUUGUCCUUAAAUUUCCUGGUGUAAAGAAAGCUCUGCGGAUUCCCAUAAUACCCCAAGCAGCACCCACCAGUGGUCCACAAUCUCCCUUUUCUAUAUUUCCAGCACUAAAACAAGCUACGUCAGCAACAAAUGGACCAAACUCAAUGCCUGUUGAACCAUCAAAACAUCCAAAGAAAAAAACAUCUUCUUCUGAUGUCAAUCAAAGACUUAGACGUUUAGAGAAACAAGUGAAAGGAAGAAAGAAAAACAAGAACUGAGGAGAAGUUGAAUUGUUCCUUAGUUAAACCAUCUAAUAUAUAGUAGAUGUACUGAAAUUUUGUCAUCAUUUAUGUCAGAAAAUCUGUUAGAAUUAGAAUCAAAAUUUUGAGUUAUUUGUGAUCUGAAUUCUAAAGGAUUUGCUGCUAAUAAUUAGCAUGAUUUGUUCCCAAAAUAAUUGGAUGAGUCUGAUGUAACUGAUUCCAUAUUCUUGUUUCCUUUUUACUUACUGAUUGUCAGGAAUUGUUAUUUCCAUCUAUUCAAAUCUGUAAUGAAAACAAUGAAGAUCGUUGUAUUUUCUUUCUGUUA